Mesorhabditis belari is the source of this 882-nucleotide messenger RNA. Lineage: Eukaryota; Metazoa; Nematoda; Chromadorea; Rhabditida; Rhabditidae. The record is from the annotation of a GenBank genome assembly.
AUGAGUCUUGACGAUGCUUUUGCCAACUUUGAAAUUGAUGAGCCCGAGCAAAAGGUCAACAAAUGGUGUCUUCCUGAAGAGUAUCAAGCCUCAAUUCACGACGAUGGAUGGUUCUUCAAAGAUGGGGCUGAGAAAUUUACAUCUGACCCGAGGGAACUUGACUACUUUCGUGCGAUGUAUUAUCUCCGGAACAGGGAUUAUCCAGCUGCUUUUGAGGCUAUUCAAGAAUGGCGCAAGAAUUGUCACCACAAGGGUUUUUUCCUGGUCCAAGUGAUUGACUCGCUGCUUCGGGUCGCUUUAAAGGAUCCAGACACAUCAAAGGAGCUCAUCGAUGCGCUUUUCACCGAAUUCCAAUCGAUUGUCACCAUCCCCGGGGAUCAGCUUCAAUUGUGGGACUCUGAAAUGAAAAUCUGUCUUCGAUUCUCGACUUCAUCACAGCGAUUUCUUCAAUGUUCGAUUCUUCUAGUGACCGUGUCGCCAUUUUUGCCCGAUCUUUGGCUCAACUUCACAAAAUGGCGAGAAGCGAUUGGUCCAAAUCUUCAUGCGUGUGCUUUGACUCGCGCAAUCUUGCUCACGAAAUAUCAAUUGGAACAAGGAAUGGGCCAAGGAUUCGCCAAGAAGAAACUCGAAUGCGAUAUCAUUAAAUGGAGCACGCAACUCGAGCUGUUGCCAGAGGAACAAAGACAGCGAGCCGCUGAAGAGAUGGCUCUAUCCAGGGAUCGUCAAUUUCUUGCAAAACAAGAGGAGGCCGAUCAUUCCGCGAAAGCGCCCGCUCAUGAUUGCAGGAACAAGUCCGCCGUCUUUUUCACCGAUCAAAUGUGCGUCGAAGCCGUCGAAAGUUUCUCUCAACGAUAUUCUUGGAUGUUGAUGGGGUGUGUUUUA